This is a messenger RNA of Drosophila gunungcola (fruit fly), 458 nucleotides long. Its product is annotated as baramicin A1. The transcript is spliced from 2 exons. The record is from RefSeq and is a predicted model, not a curated record. The coding region runs from base 107 to 445 and encodes 112 amino acids. NCBI's taxonomy places the organism in Eukaryota, Metazoa, Arthropoda, Insecta, Diptera, Drosophilidae.
AGCUGCUAAUUGGCAAAAGCUCGGUUUUUUCCCGGCUUGUAUAAAUAGAUUUUGAAUUACCAGACUGCUCUCAGUUGAAUUUGAGUCAGUGUCUGGAAACUGCAAAAUGAGAUCGUUUGUUUUGCUGGUUUUUGUUGUGGGCAGCUUGUUGUUUGCCGCCUCAAAUGCGCAGCAGAAUUAUGAUGGGAGAGAUGGCCCCCACCAGUUCGGAACACCUGGAAAUGGCAUCUAUAUACGGGGUCAGAACGAAGGACCCUACACGGUGCCCGGCGUGGGCGGUACGUUCCAGAAUUCGCCCUCAAGUGGACAACAUGUCUACACCGACGAACAGGGCAAUACCUACUCUCAUACCUCAACCGCAAGUGCCAAGAGUUUGGCUUCUUCACCUUUGGGCCUCAGCAUGGGCGGUGUCGUACUUUUGUUCCUGAGUUUAAUUACAAUUUAAUUGGCUAAUGAAA